This is a messenger RNA of Lontra canadensis (Northern American river otter), 717 nucleotides long. RefSeq names its product pancreatic progenitor cell differentiation and proliferation factor like (gene PPDPFL). Bases 128 to 475 code for a protein of 115 amino acids. Lineage: Eukaryota; Metazoa; Chordata; Mammalia; Carnivora; Mustelidae. Gene Ontology annotation, biological process: cell differentiation; multicellular organism development. The transcript is spliced from 5 exons. The record is from RefSeq and is a predicted model, not a curated record.
AGCUCAGGUUUCAACCUUCUAAAUAUAAGGUGUGCUCAGGGGUCCUGGAGCACACCCACAUUUGCUGCAGUGUGCUCCUGGCCUGCAGAACUCAGUACUUUCUGGAUCACCUCCACUUUUUCAGUGCAUGCUUUCUGAGGAAUACUUAGAACACAUUUAUUUUAAAAGAACAAGUUGGAGAAAACAAAUAGAUUGCUGUUCACAGUCUCUCUGGUGCUUUUGCACAGGGAAAACAAUGGCAUCAGUACCUUCCAUUGGUUGCCUGCUGGCCAAAAAUCAGUAUUAUCGAAAGGCCAGUAUUUCUUCAGUUAGCUCUUUAACUGAUUCUGUUAACAUCAUUCUUGAUGACAAAUCCCAACAAGGGUUACUGAAAGUGGAAGAAUCCAGCUGGUGGUUUAAAUCCUUUUUCCAUUGUGACCCUGUCCUUUCAGAUGUAAGAAGAGAAGAUCUGUGGGCUAGUGGCACUAGUAGUUGAUUCUGACAAUCAACAAGACUCUACCUGUCAAGGUGCUAUAUUUGUGAACAACACCUUUCAGUACCAAGCUAUUCCAGAUGACUUUUCUUCAUUAUAAGAAGACAGAAAUCUGCUUGAGAACACAUUUCUGGGAUAGUAUCUCUACAGCCACCCAUACGGCAAAAGAUUAGGCAUUUUCCUCAUUAUACGGACUUGCUGCAAGUGGCAUCAGCGCAACAUGGAGAACACUGGAAAAGAAUGCU